This is a messenger RNA of Botrytis fragariae, 1323 nucleotides long. RefSeq lists its product as uncharacterized. The record is from RefSeq and is a predicted model, not a curated record. The coding region runs from base 1 to 1323 and encodes 440 amino acids. NCBI's taxonomy places the organism in Eukaryota, Fungi, Ascomycota, Leotiomycetes, Helotiales, Sclerotiniaceae. Gene Ontology annotation, cellular component: nucleus; cytoplasm. The transcript is spliced from 6 exons.
AUGACUGAUACCCCAUCUCAUCCGCUACCCCUUGAUCCUCGCGAGCAGCCUAUAUUGGAAGCGCUCACUUCAAUACGGGACGAAUUGACUCUUCUAAAGCAAGAUAGAACAACGUACAUCAAGGCUGCAGAUGUGCUCGUCCUGCAAGGCAAAGUAGUUGAACAAGUUAAACUUCUGAAUGAGAUAAGAGCCGAUAAGCCCGAUGAGCAAAACCGAGUGGAUCGCGUGCUGGAUGGAUGUUUUCAACUUCUCUCCCUAUUCUUCAUGACCAUUGGCAAAACCAACGAAGCACCCGCAGCCUAUUCUCUCACAUCCACGAUCAAGCGACUACUCGACCAUCUUACCGAAGUCGAUCUGUAUUGCGAGAAGGAUUUAGCACACGUUGCGCAGACUCUUGAGAGGCUAGGAGGCAUAGUGAAGAAUGCUAAGCCGUCUUACUCCCCCUUCCUUCUCACUCUUCUCGGUAACAGAAUCGAUGUCUGCCAGCGAUCAUUGAAGAACUUGAGCAAACGACUAGAGCGAAUCGGUGCAGACUUGUUACCCAUUCACGAAAAGAUCAUAUCGAUAUUGAGAUCAAUAUCAUUAGCAAAUACUAGGGCUAAGUUUUCGACAACAGAGGUGACAAAGCUGCAAAAUCAAAUAAAAGAGGUUGAUUCUCAAAGAGUUGAUGGAAAGUUUGUAACAGCCUCUGGGGAAACACCUCCAGGAAAUGAUGAAGUUUGUGAAUAUCUAGAAAGGUGUUUGAAGUGGGCGGAAGUUGUGCUGGAAAGGAAGGGACAAUUUCCAGAAGCCUUUCAAGGGCCAUAUUCCGUUCUAGUUGAGAUUCGAAACAAACUAGAGAAGCUAUCUUUGACCCAAGCCUGGUCAUUGAGGGAAACUGAUUUGUACGACUUUCAGCGACAAUUGGACAGAAUCGACGAGAGCAGAGUAGAUGGUAAUUUUGUUGAUGCUGAAGGAAAAUUUGCCGAAUUAUAUGUCCAGCGGACUUUACUCUAUUUAAUUCGACGUAGCUAUGCUUAUAUUUACUUUCUCAUGGUGUCCUCCGAACCAGUUUCUGAAGCACUUCUUCCGGUCUAUAAUCAACUUCAAACUCUGAGGCGAUGUCUCAUUGAAGUCAAAAAUUCCGGUGGAGUCAGUUCUCCAAGAGAAUUGUAUCCUUACAGCAUGAAGUUGAAUUCAAUCGACAACAUGCGUGUAGACGGCAAAUUCAUGGUCGGGCCAGAUAUUCCUGAAGGCCAAGGCAGCGUCACUGAUCUCCUUGCAGAAUGCUUUGAGCUUAGUUAUGACCUGCGUGUGGCCGCGGAGACUGAAAGUGAUGCAUAA